Molecule: messenger RNA, 2682 nt
Organism: Parascedosporium putredinis
Lineage: Eukaryota; Fungi; Ascomycota; Sordariomycetes; Microascales; Microascaceae
Source: the annotation of a GenBank genome assembly
AUGGCUCACCUGUCGGAUAAGAAACCCGAAAAGUCGUACCUCUCCUCUGCGGUCGACUCUAUCAAUCCUUGGGCCUCGACCCGUGGAUCCAACACAUCUACUCCCAAGCCGCCCCCAACCCCACCUCCUCCUGCAACCGCACCUCCGCCGCAAGCAUCAACAGACCACAGCACCAACCCGCUCUACGGAAUCAGCCGAAGAAACUAUCCCCGGACUGCCCCCUCUCAAGGUCCUUUGGUCCCUAAACGGAAACCAUCCUUCUUGACAACGCGCCGCACCAAACCUAACGGGAAGGAAACGACCAAGGCUCAGGCGGCGCCUAAGAAGUUCGUCGCAUUUCAGCGUUCAGACUCUAGGGCCAUUGAAGAAGCCUAUCAAGGGCUACUCGAAGAGCAAGAGAAUGGCUCUGACGGGUUGUCCGACCUUGGACGACAGCUUGUUAUCCCCUCAGACCCCAAGCUGUCGAGGGACGAAAAGGGGCCGAGGACCGCGGGGGACUCUGCAUCCACUCAUGUGCCGGUGAACGAAGACUUCCUAUUCGACGUAGAUGUUCUCCAGCGAGAGCUAGCUCCGGUGUACUGGUUAGGCCCCGUUUAUGAGGUCCGCCGCGGGACCUGGUUCUAUCAAGAGGGUUCAACCCUUCGCCCUUGCGAUGAAAAUCUAGCCGCGCAGCUUGAGGAAGGUUACCUGAAAACAAAACCCUGGUUGGUACCCGCGGUGCCUGUCACGGCGCCUCCGGAGCUAGGCGAGGCUCCCGAGGCACGCGAUCCCCAGGUCAAGGAUGCCGUAUCGAAAGGCUAUGCCUUUACCGAACUCCCUACUUCCGGGGCGAAGACAUCCGCUCCCGUACCAACCCCUCAACUCCCCUCGUACCGGCUCUUUGGCUCUUACAUGAACAGCGUCGCCACGUUCCAAGACGAGAACACUGCUUGGCUCUCUUCAGAUGGAAUCUUGUCCUGGGUGACGUCCACUGUGUACCAGCGCUUUGCCGGCGGUGGGUAUAUGAGCGGCGUGAAGCUGGUGCGUGGGUACUCGGAGCCUGGAAAGGCCAAGGACGGGCCGAAACGGCCAAGCACGCCAACGGAUAAGGGCACUCUUGAGCCCAUGGACGAAAAGCAGCAAAAGGCGCUGAAACGAAAGUCGGCCCCGCCGUCAACCAGGGCGCCAAAUGGAGACAGGUUAGAAGAGGAGAUUCGUCUCCGCCAGGAACAAGAGAUCAGGGAUGAUUACAACACCGAAUACGAAGAUACCCAGGGAAGAGAUAUAGAACACUUGAUUCUCGUGACUCAUGGCAUCGGCCAACUCCUGAGCCUCCGGCUCGAGAGCAUGAAUUUUAUUCACGACGUCAACGUUAUGAGAAAAGCGAUGAAAUCCGUCUAUACAAGUUCAGCCGAUCUCAAGUCUCUCAAUAGAGAAUCCGAAGAGAAGAUGGAUUUUCCCAAGCAGCGAGACACGCGGCAGGAAAAGGAUAUCGGUGAUACUAACAGCGACGAUGAUAUGUACCCUAGUCUCGAAGACAUCACCAUUGAAGGUGUCGCAUUCGCUAGGUCCAUUGUCUCGGAUCUCGCUCUUGACAUUCUUCUUUACCAAAGCGGCUAUCGAGAACAAAUCAUGACGAUUGUUCUGCAGGAGGCCAACCGGAUCUACAAUCUCUUCAAGCAGCGAAACCCAGAUUUCCGCGGCAAGCCGGAGCGAGACCCAUCGGACUUAUCCUUUGACUUUGAUACCGAAGACUUUUACUGUUUAGGGUCGCCCAUCGGCCUAUUUCAAAUGCUGAAAGGACGAACGGUAGCAGCACGCGGCCCCUCCAAUGCAAGGGCCUCACAAAGCCCUCUCGAUCCGGACGCCAUCGAGAACCCUUUUAGUGCCCACGAAAACAUGCCAAUCUCCUCCGUCACUGGGCUGCCGUUUUCCGUCUCGUCGCCCCGUCUUUCACAAUUGUUCAAUGUUUUCCACCCAUCCGAUCCUAUUAGCUACCGCGUCGAGCCUUUGAUAGCGCCCGCAAUGUCAACACUCAAACCCCAGAUUCUACCGUACACAAAGAAAGGCAUUUUCGGUAGCGUAGCCCAGCAAGGGCUCUCUGGAAUCAGUGCCAAGGUUGGACAAAGCGUGAGCGGUCUCUGGACCAGCUUAAGCGCAGGGGUCACCUCGAGCAUUUUGAACCGAAGUCUCGGCUUGAGCAGCGAAGAGGUUUCGCGAUUGUCAGACGAGUCAUCGGCCCAGCAAGACGGCAAGGCAAGCCAAGGCACGUCAACAGAUGCGGCGAGCUCUUUGAUUUCCGAUACGUCUAUCCUCGGAAAACGGACAGAUCAGAGAAAACUAGAGCUAGCCGAUCCAUCCAUGACGGCUGGCCGCACUAGCACCAGCGGCAACGACAUCACUUUAAUCGACUACGAUCUAGAGACUCUCUACUCAAAGUUUGAAAAGGCACGGGCAGCGGCUGAUGGUCCGCUCGCGAGAGAGGGUCUCGAUAAGAAAGCUCGGAAAAUUCAGCUGGACGAAGCCAAGAUUAGGGCUCUUAACCGCAAUGGCCGUGUGGAUUAUAGCAUCCAAGAGAGCGUUUUGGACUACAAUCCCAUCAACACCAUUGCAUCUCACAUGAGCUACUGGGGCGAUGAGGACGUGAACCAUUUCGUCCUCUCCCAGCUACUGUCCAGCAAAGCUAGGAACGACUCUCGAUAG